CCGAGAAUGCCUGACACAAUGCCCGCAACCCAAAGGGUUGUUCGUCUUCCAUCCAGGCGGGAUACCGGCCAACCCCGGCAGGAUUAUCGUGAAUUGGACUUGCUCAACAGCUCAGACCCGGAGGAGCUCGUGGACGGACAAAAAAUGGGUCACACCACCUUCUCACGUGAUCCCAGCGCAUCGCUGCCUUACCAUGUUCCUCCGUUGAACACCUCUACUCGUCUGCAAGAUGCUUCGCCCAGAGUGCGGCGCCAUCUUCAUGGCACGCAGGACCUCUUUUCACGGCUGCAGUUGGUGGAUGCGUAUACCACAUUUGUUCGUCCCUACGUGAGACCAAGUCAGUUGACAAAGGACCCCCGUUUUCAAGAUGAACAGGAAGAUGGUAAUCGGAUACCACACGGGCUGAAGACAUUUCUCGCCGACCUGCCGGGGCGAACUUCUACGAAGAAAAGUUCACCCAUUGCGGACAUGAUGAUGAUUGGGCCAAGGCAGCACACUGAUAUCAUGCAACUAGAUGCGAGGACCAUUGAACAUUUCAAACUGCCUGAGGGACUACUCUUCAGAACUUCCCAAUCUUCUGAUUUUGAAGCGGGCGGGAGACGGCGUAAACACAAACGACACCCAGAUGAACUGGAGAAUCGAGGUCAUCACGAUGCGCCCGAUAUGCCUUCCAACGAGGAACGCGGACCUAGCCAAGAGACUCCAUCUCUGUUUAGUCAGCCAUUAAUGCGCAAGCAGCGUGAGGAUGACCCUCAUAACUUCGCGCCAUCGCCAAUGUCAAAGCGCAGAAAAUUGGUGAAUCGACGGAGUUAGACUGCGUCGUUGUGUUUUGUCUGACCUCAUCAUUUGCUAGGGAGAUUCGUAGGGUCGUGAGACCAAUACCUGAUGGAAAAUUUUCAUAAAGGGUCUAUUUUGUCCCUUCCAAUUUACGUCGUCCCAACAAUCUU
Molecule: messenger RNA, 947 nt
Organism: Cantharellus anzutake
Lineage: Eukaryota; Fungi; Basidiomycota; Agaricomycetes; Cantharellales; Hydnaceae
Exons: 4
Coding region: 7-813 (268 amino acids)
Source: RefSeq, a predicted model, not a curated record